CUUCCCCUAAAUGAGUGGUGCAUUCUGCAACAGCUUUCACAUGAGAAAGACUGUGAGACACACUGUGCGAAUGGAUUUAGGCUGGAGCCGAGCAGACCGCUUUCUAUGAAAAUACGCGAACUAAAUUGUCUCGUAAUGGAUUCAAACAGACAAGUUUGCAACUGGAUCUCUUAUACCGUGCUUCUUUUUGGAUACAUGACUGCGGCCGUACUUCCUGGAAAGAAUCCGACAAUUGGCUUCAGCCUUGAAUGUACGUACGACUUUGACCAGGUGAUGCAGUGUGAGCUGGAGCUGCAAAACUGCACUGAGUACAGCAUGACUCUCCAAGACGAGUAUGCCCGUGAGGAGAACUGCGCUGUACAGCAGUGUGGCAUUGGAAAGUGUUGUUGCUCCUUCAAACGGAUGCGUGUGUUAGGACAAGUUCUCAAAGCAAAAGUCUGGAAAGAUGGCAACAUCAUGGAGUCAAAAGCUAUCAGUGUCACGGAGAGCAUAAAACCAAAAACUCCAACAAUCAAAUCAGUCAAUGAACUCGAAGGGAAAUUUGAAGUCAUGUGGACGUCAAACAUGGAGGGAUUUAUAAACAAUGAAAUGACUGCUGUGGUGACUUACUAUAAAAAAGGAGAAACAGAAAAGACAUCUGGACCUUUCAAACCAGCCACAGUUGAUGGACUAAAUUACUAUGCAAUAAAAGGUCAAGACCUGGAUCCCAGUUCAGCAUAUGUGGUCAGCGUGAAAAGCUUCUUAAGUCUGAGUGGCAAGUUCAGUGACAGUAGCGAAGAGUGGGAAUUUCAAACUGUAAAACCAAAAACUCCAACAAUCAAAUCAGUCAAUGAACUCGAAGGGAAUUUUGAAGUCAUGUGGACGUCAAACAUGGAGGGAUUUAUAAACAAUGAAAUGACUGCUGUGGUGACUUACUAUAAAAAAGGAGAAACAGAAAAGACAUCUGGACCUUUCAAACCAGCCACAGUUGAUGGACUAAAUUACUAUGCAAUAAAAGGUCAAGACCUGGAUCCCAGUUCAGCAUAUGUGGUCAGCGUGAAAAGCUUCUUAAGUCUGAGUGGCAAGUUCAGUGACAGUAGCAAAGAGUGGGAAUUUCAAACUGCUCGCUCCCCACACUACCUGCCCGUGGUUAUCAUCAUCUGCCUCAGUAUUACUGCCGUCAUCUUAAGCGCUGUUAUGUGUCGCUGUUAUGUCAAGUUUAAAAAAAACUGGUGGGAUGUAGUUACCAAACCUCCAAAUCCAAGCUUUCUUAAUAUUUAUCCAAGCAAGGAACAGGUCUUAAAACCUGAGCCAUCCAUUACCUCCACUAUCUGCAUUGAGCCCCUUAUACCAGAUGACAGUAAACUGGGGUCGAAGAUGUCACUGACAGACACAAGCAGUGGAAGCCUUCAGCAAACCAGUGGGAUCAGCACGGGCUCCUCCGAUCUCAGUUAUGCGAAUGCCGAACCCCCUGAGACUAUGAACGAAGAACCUCCUAUCACUAAAGCUGUUCAUGAUGUGCUUUCUAAACUUUUCCUGAAUAUUAGCCCUAUAUCACCAGUGGCCACCAAUCCCCUUACACAAUUAAUGAAUAUGCAAAAAAGCGAUUUAUGCUCAGCUCCUUACAGUCCGUGUAGUGUCCAAGCUAAUGACACCAGUUCAGGAUCAUCUGUAUUUGAAAAUAAAACCUAUUCCCUCCUAAUCCCCGUCUCUGAACAUCAGGCCAUGACGGGCGACUUGGAGGCACAGGAGAAGGCUGAAAUGCUUUGUCUCCCCGAUUACCAUCCCAGUAAGAGCGACAUGGAAAUUUGUCCUCAUCAGCUGCUACCAUCUUGUCAAGUUCCUGCUCAGCAAGAUUCUGGUUCAUUUCUAAGGCAACCAAACAUGCCAUAUCAAUCCUACAAAGCAGAUUCUGGGACAUUUUCGUAUGAAGAAGACACCAGCUUGUCCUCUGUCUCUAGUGGGACUAACGCAUCUGAUUCUUGUGAAUUUUCAUCCAGAGCUGAGGCAGAGUUUGAGAGCUCUGAUGAGGUCAUGAGUGGUAAACCAAAGCUAGGUGAAGAGGUCACAAUUUGUGAUGAAAAUCCCUGUUAUGGUUGUGUGCCUAAAGGGUCAAACAGCUUUCUUGCAAUGGAUGAUGACUACCAGGCACUUCCAAGUCUGGAGAAGCAACCUGAUAUUUUGCUUUUAGAGCAAGGAAAUGGUGAGUACGAAAAAUUAUUCAAAAAGACUCCUCAAAGCAUCUUAAGUGAAGUCUUUCCAGGUUUUAUCCACAAUGUCCAGGGCGGGCAGCUCCAAAUACCUUUCCCCCCCUUAAUGUCUGUUGACCACUCUGUGCCAAUAAUUACAGAUGCUGGCUAUCAAGCUGUGUAGCACUGUGACUGUGACCUAUGGUUCAUUCUUGAACUUGGAAACGGUUUUAAAAUUGUAACUCAAGACCCAAUUAGUGUCUGUUUUUUGCACUGCAUGGGAUCUUUACACUGUAAGUCCUGCUUUUACAUAUAAAUGUAUACAUUUUCAAUAUAGAGCAUCCACAGGUAUUCAUUCUGAAAACAUUUCAACUGUAAAUACUUUCUUUCUGAAGUUUUUGAUUGAAAAUUGUGAAGUGUCCAUGAAACUUCCACAUAAAAUGACUGAUAUCAGAUAUCAACCAGUAUGCGCCUGUAGCCUUAAUAUUUUCAGUAUUUGUUUUCUACAAAGGAAUAGGCUAAACAGCUCCUAUCACAUCAUUUAUCUACAUUCCACAUCUGAUAUUGAACAAAGUGAAUUUUCUUUCUUCUUUUUGUUCAGUUUGGUUUGUGUUGCCGUUUGUUUUUAAAUGUCAUUCUGCAUUUCUUUUUGAAGACAGAUUCCUUAAAUGCAUAAAGGCUGAGAUAACUAAGCUGUAUCAAAUCUGUCUAAAAUGUCAACUCGGUAAUCCCCUUGAGCCAUUUUAGAGUUUUCAUUUAAAUCUCAGUUUAAAAAGAAUAGAAAAGAGAGACAAUUUGCCCAUUAAGUCUAAACCUUUUAAGUAGGAAUUACAUUGGAAAUGGCUGCACUCUCUGACUAAAACAAGCCGCAACACUUAUCUGCCCUUCAGGGCUGCUGUUCAGAGUUAUGAAAUUACUUCCUCAUUGCUCUUCUUUGGAACUGUUGAUCUGUUUCCACAGAAGCACACGUCAUCGCCUUCAGCAUGUUGUAGUUGUCAAAAUAAAAACAUAGUUACUUUUUAAUAUAUGCAACUGAAAGAAACAACUUUAUUCUGUAUUUGGGUGAUGUGAAUCUUAAUAAUUUUCUGUUGUAUAAAAAAGUUCAAAUAAAUGUGAAUACUUCUGA
Haplochromis burtoni (Burton's mouthbrooder) is the source of this 3294-nucleotide messenger RNA. RefSeq lists its product as uncharacterized. The record is from RefSeq and is a predicted model, not a curated record. The coding region runs from base 106 to 2352 and encodes 748 amino acids. Lineage: Eukaryota; Metazoa; Chordata; Actinopteri; Cichliformes; Cichlidae. The transcript has 13 exons. Gene Ontology annotation, molecular function: protein binding.